AUGAACAUUCAUCUUCGUCGUUAUCUAUUUCGUUUUAUUAUUUUUCUACCUGUUGCUUGGCUUUUAAUUAUACUGAUAGUUUUACAAUCGAAUGAGAUAACAACAAACACAUCAAGUAAUGCAAAAUUAAAAGAUAAUAACUUGAAUCAUCGUGUAGGUCGUGAAGCAGAUGAAGCUGAUGCAUUUGGCGGUGAUGCAUUAGUACGUUUAGGUAAUCAUAUAGUACCGCUUAAUAAUAAAUCAGCAAAUGGUCAACCAUCAUCGUCAAGUGAAGCUGUCCGUGUUAUACAUGAGAAACCAGAACAAGUUGCUGCACCACAAUUAGAAAAUCCAAAACAAGAUUUAAAUGCCCCAGGUGAAAUGGGUAAAGGAUUUGAAGUUAAUAAAGAUAAAUUAGCACCAGAAGAACGUAAAAAAUAUGAUGAAGGCUUUCAAAAAAAUGCAUUUAAUGCUUAUAUUAGUGAUUUAAUAUCGAUACAUCGUAGUUUACCUGAUGUACGUGAUCCUGGUUGUAGAAAAAUUCAAUAUAAGGCACCACCAGCAACAGCCAGUAUUGUUAUGUGUUUUCAUAAUGAAGCAUGGUCAGUAUUAUUACGAUCGGUUCAUUCAAUUAUUGAUCGUACUCCACCAAGCUUAUUAAAAGAAAUUAUUCUUGUUGAUGAUUUUUCUGAUAUGGAACAUUUAAAAAAGCCUCUUGAUGAUUACUUAAAACCUCUUGGCAAAGUGAUAGUUGUACGACAAAGUAAACGCGAAGGUCUUAUUCGAUCACGUUUAGCUGGUGCUGCUGCUGUUACAGGGGAUGUGAUAGUUUUUCUUGAUUCACACAUUGAAGCAACUGAAGGUUGGCUUGAGCCUCUGUUGGAUCCAAUAUCAGAAAAUCGUACAACAGUUGUAACACCUGUUAUUGAUGUUAUUGAUGAUACAACUUUUAAAUAUAAUUAUGGCGCUGUAACAUCAUUAAGUGUUGGUGGUUUCGAUUGGAAUUUACAAUUCAAUUGGCAUGGUGUACCUGAACAUGAACGAAAAAGACGAAAACAUGAAUUAGAACCAGUUCGAACACCGACAAUGGCUGGUGGACUUUUUGCAAUUAGUAAACGUUAUUUUGAAGAAGUAGGAACAUAUGAUGCUGGAAUGGAUAUUUGGGGAGGUGAAAAUCUUGAAAUGUCGUUUCGUAUUUGGAUGUGUGGAGGUACUCUAGUUACUGCUCCAUGUUCACACGUAGGUCAUAUAUUUCGAAAACGAUCUCCUUAUAAAUGGUUACCAGGAGUCAAUGUUGUAAAGAAAAAUGCUGUUCGUGUAGCUGAAGUUUGGCUUGACGAAUAUAAAAAAUAUUAUUAUGAAAGAUUUAAUUAUGAUCUAGGUGAUUUUGGUGAUGUUUCUUCGCGGAAAUUACUGCGACAAAAAUUACAAUGUAAAUCUUUUAAAUGGUUUUUAACGGAAGUUUAUCCAGAACAAUUCAUUCCUGGCGAUGCAGUAGCUUCGGGAGAGAUUCGAAAUUUGGGCGCAGCUUUUUGUGUUGAUGGAAGUACUGAUCAUAAAAAUUAUCAUAAACCAGUUAUUGGAUAUCCAUGUCAUUCUCAAGGUGGUAAUCAGUUUUUUAUGUUUAGUAAACUUGGAGAAAUUCGUCGAGAUGAUGGUUGUCUCGAUUUCUCAGGUGGUUUUAACGAUGCUAAUAAGGAUGAUAAAAUUAUUGUCUAUCCGUGUCAUGGCAUGAAAGGAAAUCAACUGUGGAUUUAUAAAGAGAAUAAUCAAUUGCAUCAUCCGGUAUCAAAUUUAUGUAUGACAAUAUCUGAAGAUAAUAAACAUCUUCGAAUGACUCAAUGUGAUGACAAUAAUCAACGCCAUAAAUGGUCAUGGAAACGAAAGCCACUCAUCGAGACGACUAAGGGUUAA
This is a messenger RNA of Rotaria socialis, 1893 nucleotides long. The record is from the annotation of a GenBank genome assembly. NCBI's taxonomy places the organism in Eukaryota, Metazoa, Rotifera, Eurotatoria, Philodinida, Philodinidae.